AUGGCAAGCAACUUUGAUUUCCACGAUAACGCUGGGUUUUUGGAUAACUCCCUUGUUGUCGGUAACAAUUACUACGAUGAAAAGCAAAUUGUUAAGCAACAGGAAGACCUGAAGCAACAGUCAAAAUCUGCUGGCUAUAUUCCUGAUUCUGUCAAGGACUUCAUCCUCUACUUUCAAAAGCAAUUCAAAGAGGGAAACACUUACGAACUCCAUUCUUGUUACGAAACUGGCUUCAACAAACUCACUGAAAACUUUUACAAAACUAGCCCUUGGCCUGACCCAGAAACCGCUGUUGCCCCCCUCGUCAAGGAUCCCAACUUUUUGCUUUUCUACUCUGAAGUCUAUUUCCGUCAUCUUUACGGUCUCCUCCAGCCCAACACAGAGCAACGCAUCCAGUCAUAUAGCAACUAUUGCCAACUCUUCAACUUCUUCCUCAACUCAGAGCACCCAGUCGAUGUCGAACUUCCAAGCUACUGGGCUUGGGACAUUAUUGAUGAAUUCAUCUACCAGUUCAAUAGCUUUUGCAUCUACAGAAACAAGGUCAUUAAACGUGGCAAUGUUGCAGAAAUCAAGUCCUUCAGGGCUAACUACGACACUUGGGCCCCUUACUCUGUCCUCAAUGUCUUGUACUCUCUCUCAAGCAAGUCUAAAAUCUCAGAGCAGCUCGAAGCAAUCAAAAAUGGCCAAGAUCCUCUCGCCGUUGCUGGCGAGUACGGCUCAAAGCCCCUCUACAAGACCCUUGGAUACUUCUCCAUCAUUGGUUUGCUCCGCGUUCACACCCUCAUGGGUGACUUUUCUCUCGCUCUUGAAACUAUGAAGGGCAUCCAACUCAACAAAAAGGCCUUCUUUGCCCGCGUCGCAACUGCCCAUUACACAACCUACUACUAUGUCGGUUUCUGCUACAUGAUGCUUCGCCGUUAUGCUGAUGCCAUCAAGGCCUUUUCUCACAUUCUUCUCUUCAUCUCUCGCACAAAGAACAUUAACCGUUCGGCCCAGUACGACGCCGUCUCUAAAAAAUCAGACCAAAUGUACGCCCUCCUUGCCAUGUGCGUUUCCUUGAACCCAACCCGUCUCGAUGAGGCAAUCCACACUACUCUCCGUGAAAAGUACGGUGAACAGCUCUACAAGAUGCAGCGCGGCGGCGCCGACGCCCUCCCCAUUUUUGAGGAACUUUUCUCCUUUGCUGCUCCCAAGUUUGUUUCUCCUGGCGCUCCUGAUUAUGAGAAUCCAGCAAUGAAUGUGUCCCCUGCCUUGUACCACUGCAAGGUCUUCCUCCAGGACGUUACUAGUACCAUCACUGCUCCUUCCCUCAAAAACUACCUUAACCUUUAUGCCACCAUGGAUGUUGGUAAGCUUGCCACCUUUUUGGAAAUCAGCCCCGACGAGGUCCGAAGUGUUUUGGUCAACUUCAAGCUCAAAAACAGACAGCUCAAGUGGUCUGAGGGUGACAUCAUCAAGGGCGAAUCUUCUAAUGUUUCUGAGAUUGACAUUGCUCUGGAAAAUGAUAUCAUCCAUGCCUCUGAGACUAAGAAUAGCAGAAAGUAUGCUGAUUGGUUUAUUCGCAACACUUCCAAGAAUUAUUCUGCUCAAGAGUCUAUUUCCAAUCCUGAAAAGCAAGAGGCCGAAAACUCACGACAGAAUGCUGGAAGAAAGCGACAUGCUGCAAAGGAGUCGAAGAAGGAGUCUAAAUAG
Magnusiomyces paraingens is the source of this 1692-nucleotide messenger RNA. RefSeq lists its product as uncharacterized. Gene Ontology annotation, biological process: translational initiation. Bases 1 to 1692 code for a protein of 563 amino acids. The transcript has 3 exons. Lineage: Eukaryota; Fungi; Ascomycota; Dipodascomycetes; Dipodascales; Dipodascaceae. Gene Ontology annotation, molecular function: translation initiation factor activity. The record is from RefSeq and is a predicted model, not a curated record. Gene Ontology annotation, cellular component: cytoplasm; eukaryotic translation initiation factor 3 complex.